This is a messenger RNA of Pseudocercospora fijiensis CIRAD86, 2493 nucleotides long. RefSeq lists its product as uncharacterized. Lineage: Eukaryota; Fungi; Ascomycota; Dothideomycetes; Mycosphaerellales; Mycosphaerellaceae. The coding region runs from base 1 to 2493 and encodes 830 amino acids. The transcript is spliced from 7 exons. The record is from RefSeq and is a predicted model, not a curated record.
AUGCUACUGGCGUCGAAAUUGACAUCUCAUGGUAUUGUGUCAUUCUCGGAAGACGGCGAGAGAAUCGCAGAGCAGGAUUCUUUGAUCGCAUCUCUACGUUCGGAAUACCAGAAUCUCAGCGGCACGAAAUCAGAUAUCGAACAGGACCACACGACCGCUCUCGAAAUCCAGCAGGCGAAUGCUGGUCGGCAAUUCAUGAGCUGUCAAGAGAUGGGAUCAGGAGCCAGCAUCUGGUUUGAAGCCCACUUCUUCGACAUAAGUGGGAUCAAGUACGAGCGUGCUGCAACGAGAUAUGAGACGCGCGCCAUACGUGGACACUACACACGCUGUCGGGUAUCGUAUGCAAUGCUGUCGAAAACUACUUCCAUAGAAUACUCGACGGCAUCAGAACUCACACGGCGCAACUGCCCCCGCGCGACUCGAAAUCUCCCUCUUUCACUCACGCCCGAUGCUCUUGAUUUCUGUUCGGUUCUCAACAAUAGGAAGCACAAGACCGCUCUUCAUUGUCGCAUGUGGAGCAAACGCAUGAAUCUGGCCUAUUUAGGAAGGAAGUGCUGCUCGUUCACCAGUAGCAGAGGCGCUUCCGACGCUUCUGCCCAAUCUUGGGCCGAGCUUGAUCAAUAUCAAUCCAAUCCAGAGCGGCAAGGACUUUGGCGAAGCGACGAUGAGAAUGCCAGCAAUACUCGUACAGAACUUGCGGUCCUAGAAGCAAGGUCGCCAUGGGCGGAACUCGCACGCGCCAUGCAAGAGCAAUCAGCAUCGAUGCAGAACUCCACUUCGGGGAGCUCUGGAGCUUUCAACUCGCUGCAGGCACAAGCAACGCCUCAGGCCGACUUUGGCUGGGAAUUUGCAGCAGAAAGCAAGACUUACGAAGCACAGCAACAUUUCGAAGCACAGCAAGAUUUCGAAGAGCCGUCAGAAAUCACAUAUACACAAGAUCAGCCUGCUGCUAUUCAGGGACCUGCCAUGAACUUCCCAUUCGGCACCCAACUUGGCCAGCACUCCCUCCGGCCGGAAGCCAUCACCCAAACGUGGACCAAUUCCUCGAUGCCUCUCCUUCCAUAUAAUGUAAACGCGCAACUCCCUUUGCCGCCAUUCGAUCCCUCUCUCGCAGGUUCUUCACUUACCAGCUCACCUUCGGCCAACUUGCCACGCUCACUGCCUUCGCUACCAGCCCUGUCCUCAAGGAAAGCUCGACGAGGAGGAAAAGGUGAGCCAAUGCAACAAUCCACAUCGGCAGCUUCCAUUCAGAACAGCCAAGUAAGCGUGCGCAAGAUCAGCGGUCCUCGCCACAGUAGGGCCAAGGAUGACUACUCAGUGGAGGCCUUCCGUGGGCUCACCGCGGCUGAGAUCCUGCUCGGCGGCAAGGAUGGGAUUAGGAUCCAAUCUCACGACAUUGAUGGACCAGUGAUCCUCAAAGUGGCUGAGUGCUUCACGAACGAAGAGAUACAUUACUUUAUCAACCGUCUACGAGACCAAGAACGAUUAGAGGCGCAGUCCUACGGCUCGACCACUAAGCGCAUUACCAACUCGCUCAAGGCCUGCGCGCGGGGUGAUGGUUACACUUCGAAGGCAGACUUGGAUGAGUUCGUCCAGGUUUGGCGUGACCUACGCGUCGAGGAGUUUGCCAAAAUUGGCAAGACUGGGAACGCUGUGAUUCCCAGAAAUUUGUUUUUCAACGCACCAGCACCUGUCGAUCCAUGGGCGGCAUUCUUCUCACAAGUGCCAUUCAAUCCACAACUACCAUUCGACCCACAACUACCAUUCGGCCAAGAUCUGCCAUUCGACCAACUUACCUCAGAGCAAUUCACCCACCCAUCGACGCUGUAUCCUCAGCCGGCAAGUCUGACUGGUUCUAACUCCUUUCCGGCUGGCUUACUGAGCACAUCGUCUCCACUGGCACCUCAGCCAUCCAAUCUCACGCGGCUGACAGAGCGCGGUGAGCCGACGCGACGGUCCACCUCAAACGCCUCGUCUCAUAGCAAAAAGGCAAGCAGAGUCAGAGCGAAUGGGUCCAAGCGCUACCCCCGGCAUCUCAGAGACACGGACGACUACAAGGUGGAGGCGUUCGAUCAGCUCACCGCCACUGAGAUUCUUAAUGGUGGAAAUAGGAGAGUCAGGGUACGAUCUCAUGAGAUUGAUGGUCCUGCUAUCAUCAAGGUGGCCCUUGAGCUCUCCAACGAGCAAAUCUAUGCUUACGUCAAUCGCCUCCUAUGCCAGGAAGGGUUCGAGCCGAAGGAGCGUACGAACGGGCUCAACAUGAUCACGAAGCGUAUCUCGAACUCUCUCAAGGACUGGACCGCGAAGGAAGGCUUUGUGUCCGCGGCAGAGGCGAACAAGUUCAUGGAGGAUUGGCGGGAGCUUCGCAUUCGGAAGAUGGCCGGAAUCGGCAUCACUGGCAACGCGAUCAACCCCCGAAACCCGCAGAAGAUGAGCGCCAAUGCCAAGGGCCGACAGUCGAAGCCCAGAACUGGCCUUGCACCGGCUCAGUAG